GUGCAUACAUGGUGUUGGCAUGACCAUACCAUGCCAAUAAAAAAAUUCUACUGGUUGACCUUAUGGGUAUGGUGCAUAGGUCUAGUAGAUAGUGGAUUGGUGUUUUAUUAAGUCUUAGGGCCUACUGGUACGCUCAUGCAGGUACAGUAGGGGUGGUGGCGGGACCUUUGGGACGGGAUGUCUCUGCAUAGUCUCCUCAAAUGGGGGUCCAUUGCUUGUGCCCAAACCAGGCAAUGGCCCCAACUCGUACGUACCAGCCUUGUCGCGGCAGAGGGGCUCAGUACCCAGGGGAAAUGCUGUAAUGGUAUUUGUCCUGGGGAAGCUAAUGGUGCGGCGGGGGAUUCAGGUGUUGGCCUGUCUCUGAAGCUAGGGCAUGUGCUUGGAUCAUGACCUCGGGGAGAGAGGAUUGAAGGCAGUCCCCGAGGGUACAGUUUUAAAACCGGGGAUGCACACCUGGGGCGCCCCAUAGUUAGGGGCCUGGGGGGGUUAGCCGAUCCCUACUGGCCGCCCUGAUCAGGGGGUGAAAAAUCCCGCCUCCUGUCCGAGUGCAGGGUGGCGCCCUGUACAGGACCCUCUGGCAGGGGGCGAGGGCCACUACCGAGGCCACGGGGGCUGCCUUUGGUCCUCUCAUAGGCCCUGGGCAUGGUCGGGUGCAUGUCUUGGUGGAGGGGAUUAGGUUAGCACCUGGGUCUGGGGAUUGGGUAGGGGUUCCUCUUACAUUAAAUAUGGAUAGUCAGAAAAAAGAAAAACGAUUAAACGUGCGGGGGGUAAGGGGAGGGGUUCCUGUCCCUCAAGAUGAAUCACCUGUGAGUGUUGUUAGGCAAAGUUUAGGAACGGAUAGGUCAAUUCAGGAGUAUGAUUCAGUGGGUUAUUUGCGCGAAGCAGAUAAACUACAGAUGGAGUUUAGAAGAGCAUGUAACCAUAAAGAUAGUAAGUUGUCUAAGUUAUAUUCGGGUAUUCUUAUAGAUAUGUAUAGUGAAGUGAUAGGUUUAGUGCGUAAUUUGGUUACUGAAAAUGAAAGACUGAUAGGCAAAUUAAGUGUUUUAGAGAGUAUGAAUAGGCCAGGUACACCAAUGGUUGUUGCACCAUCAUAUGCAGAGGUUGUAGUGGGUGGUGAGGAAGUGUCUAGGGAGGUUACAGAUAAUGUUGUUAUAGUGAAAGGGAAUAGAGAGGAAGAUAGCGAGGCUAUUAGACGGAAGUUUAUGGGCUGUAUAGACCCGAAUAGAGAUUUAAUUCGGUUUCAAAAUGUGCGGAAGAUAAGAAAUGGUGGAAUAGCGGUAACGCUUGCUACUAAGAAGGAUAGAGAUAGAUUAAUGAUACAUGAAUUAAUACAGGAACUAGGUUUAAAUGUAGCACUACCUGUGAAGAGAAAACCACGGAUGGUUAUUGUAGAUGUUUCGCGUGAAUUGCAAGGGGAGGAAUUAGUUAAACUUUUGUAUGGUUUAAACUCAGAUUUAAUUUAUGGUGAUCAUGAAGGUAAUUUAGAAGAUUUUACUAGAGAUUUUAAGCCGUUGUAUCGUACUGGACGCAAGAGAGAACUAUUAGUAAAUUGGGUAGUCGAGGUAGCACCUUCUCUGCGAAUGAAGUUAUUGCAAUUGUCUAGGUUAUAUCUUGAUUAUAGAUGUUGCAAUGUUCGUGAUUAUUAUGAAGUGUCGAAGUGUUUUCGGUGUCAAUUGUUUGGGCAUAUUGCUCGAAAUUGCCGUCAAGAAAAAGAUGUGUGUUAUAAAUGUGGGGUGGUUGGUCAUCGGUCAAAGGAUUGUGAGGUUUCUGAAAGAGUUCGAAAGUGUAUACCGUGUGAAAGGUUGGGGAGGCGUAGUGAUCAUUUUUCGAAAGAUAGAGGCUGUUAUUCUUAUCAAGUUGCAAUUAGCCGAUAUAAAUUAGGAAUUGAUUAUGGUUAGUCGAGGAAAUUUAAUUUUAAAGAUAGCGCAAAUUAAUUUGCAGCGAAGUAAGUUAGUUCCUGAUGAGAUAGCCUU
Molecule: messenger RNA, 1973 nt
Organism: Centruroides sculpturatus (bark scorpion)
Lineage: Eukaryota; Metazoa; Arthropoda; Arachnida; Scorpiones; Buthidae
Exons: 1
Coding region: 726-1898 (390 amino acids)
Biological process (GO): positive regulation of cytoplasmic translation
Cellular component (GO): cytoplasm
Molecular function (GO): translation regulator activity; zinc ion binding; single-stranded RNA binding
Source: RefSeq, a predicted model, not a curated record